AUGGCAAACCUAGAUGCCAAUGGGUGGAAUCAAGCAUAUAAUCCAAUGGCACACAUGAUCUGGGACUAUGCUGGGACCCCUGGGCCUACAAGAUACAUGACUGAAGAUGAAGUGAAGGGGGCCAAAGCCAAGCAAUACUUUCAACUGUUUUUCACUCCUGAUGUCAUGCAGCACAUUCUUGAUGAAACUAAUGGUUAUGCCAAUAGACAAAGGGCACAGAAUCCACAGAAGCAUAGGUCCAAAUGGUAUGAUGUAUCUAUGCCUGAGCUAGAAAUUUUCCUUGGUAUGACAUUGCUGAUGGGCAUCAUUCGUCUUCCUAUUUACCACAUGUACUUUCAAACAGAACAUAAGUUACUUGCUACCAACAUUGCAGAUCCUAUGGCCAGGGACAGAUUUCUUCAGAUCAAACGCUAUCUCCAUGUUGCUGAUGAGACUGUAGCUGACCCAGAUGAUAAACUGAGAAAGGUGAGACCAUUAUUGGAUUUGGUCACCCCCCAUUUCGCUGAAGAAUAUGUGAUGGAUCAGGAGACGGCAAUUGAUGAGGCGAUGAUUCCUUACAAGAGGAGACUGAACAUCAAACAAUACAUGUCUGCCAAACCAACAAAAUGGGGAAUCAAGGUAUGGUGCUUGAAUGAGGCUAGGACUGGAUAUGGUUGGCGACUUCAGGUUUACACUGGGGCAGGGGCGGAUGGCGUACCAGAGACAAAUCAAACCACAAGGGUUGUCCUUGACCUGAUGUUUGGUUUAGGUGAUCAAGGCUAUCAUCUGUAUACAGACAAUUUGUACACCAGCCCCAUACUUGCUUCUAUCCUACAGCAGAAUCAUAUCUACACUUGUGGCACAAUCAGGGUAUACCCACACCCCAGGCGAUACUUCCCAAGAGAAAUCGUUGUCACAAAGAAUGAGGCGAAACAGCUGGACCGUGGCAACUAUGUCUGGAGAACCAAUGGUCCCCAAGUUGCCAUGAGGUGGAUGGAUAAAAAACCAGUCUAUCUGCUCUCAACCAUUCAGAUAUGA
Molecule: messenger RNA, 1017 nt
Organism: Lineus longissimus
Lineage: Eukaryota; Metazoa; Nemertea; Pilidiophora; Heteronemertea; Lineidae
Product: piggyBac transposable element-derived protein 4-like
Exons: 1
Coding region: 1-1017 (338 amino acids)
Source: RefSeq, a predicted model, not a curated record